AUGUCGAUUAAAGUCAACUUUUUGGCAUUGUCGCAGGCUUUGCUUGCACUAGGGGCAUUAUCAUCUCCGGCGACCACUACGUGUGCACCCAUCAUCGACUUAGGUUAUGCUCAGUACCAGGGAUCAAUAGAUACAGCGACAAACAUCACCAGCUUUCUUGGAAUACGGUAUGCGGCUGCUCCAGUUGGCAACUUCAGAUGGGCAGCUCCGCAGCCUCCAUCGACCAUCUUUGGGGUUCAACAAGCUACCACGCAACCAAAUGAAUGUUAUCAAGCACCCCCAGGCAAUUCUUCGACUGAUCCCUAUAAAAGUAUCUCUAUGAGGAAAAGGGCUAUCAGUCAGUCUGAAGAUUGUUUAUUCUUGAAUGUAUACACUCCCGGAAGCGAAGUGGUGGCCACGCCGUCGGGAGGGCUCCCAGUGGUCGUAUGGAUUCACGGAGGAGGGUAUAAUCUAGGAGCUGCGAAUUCAUACAAUGGCGCAGACCUAAUCGUGGAAUCAAAUUAUGGUGUCAUCAUUGUCGUGCUCCAGUACCGCCUUGGUUUAUUCGGUUUUCUUCCUGGAGAAGCGGUCAAAGAAGGGGGUGCACUCAAUGCUGGACUACUUGACCAAAAUUAUGCGUUACAGUGGGUCCAGGCCUACAUAAAUAGUUUCGGUGGCGACCCCGCGAAGGUAACGAUUUGGGGAGAGUCUGCUGGUGCUGGUUCUGUGCUGCAGCAUCUUGUUGCUCAUGGAGGAAACACGCAGCCUCCCCUCUUCAGAGCUGCCAUGACGAGUUCCACAGUCUUGGCAUCACAAUACAACUACAAUGACCGAAUUCCAGAGAUGCUGUACAGUCAGGUCGUCGAAGGAACAAACUGUAGCUUGAGUUCGGAUACCAUCUCUUGUUUGCGCGCUGCAGACGUCAAUACGCUGGAGACCUUGAACUAUAACAUCAACCUCAACGGCUUCUUUGGCACGUUUGUGUUCGUCCCUGUCGUGGAUGGCACUUUCAUCGUAGAGAGACCUACCGUGACGAUUAGCAAGGGUUGUUUGAACGGCAAUUACCUUCUUGCCAUAACCAAUUCACACGAGGGAAACAUGUUCGUGAACCAAUCGACGACAUUGGAUAUCGCAGAUUAUGUCAAAACGCGUUUCCCGAACUUUGGUUCUGCUCAGGUUGCAGGAGCAGUGAUGACGUACCAGGACCAGGGAAGCAACAUCGACCAGGCAAAUCUCGUGACGAGUGAAUCACUAUUCGUUUGUCCUACUUAUUAUCUCCUCAAAGCAUUUGGAAAGCGAGCUUGGAAGGGCGAGUUUGCAAUUCCACCUGGCCUGCACGGACAAGAUAUUGCAUAUUACUUUACUUCGCCUGGUCCUGCAUACAACAAUUCCCAGUUCAUCACUGCUUUCUCGAACUCAUUCAUGGCUAUGGCCAUGUUCGAGACUCCUAACGACAGAUACACCCCAGGAGACACCACACCUUUCUGGAAUUCUUGGCGACAUGGUCCCACAGAGAUGAUGUUCAACCAGACAUCCGCGGGAGUACCUGACGUUUACACUUUCAAGACUGACAUGGCCUUGCUCGAGCGUUGCGCAUACUGGCGAAGCGUGUCGGCGUAUACGGUGCAGUGA
Suillus paluster is the source of this 1611-nucleotide messenger RNA. Its product is annotated as Alpha/Beta hydrolase protein. The record is from RefSeq and is a predicted model, not a curated record. The transcript has 15 exons. Lineage: Eukaryota; Fungi; Basidiomycota; Agaricomycetes; Boletales; Suillaceae. Bases 1 to 1611 code for a protein of 536 amino acids.